Molecule: messenger RNA, 5234 nt
Organism: Candoia aspera
Lineage: Eukaryota; Metazoa; Chordata; Lepidosauria; Squamata; Candoiidae
Gene: TGM2
Product: transglutaminase 2
Exons: 13
Coding region: 100-2175 (691 amino acids)
Biological process (GO): peptide cross-linking
Cellular component (GO): mitochondrion
Molecular function (GO): protein-glutamine gamma-glutamyltransferase activity
Source: RefSeq, a predicted model, not a curated record
CUCUUGGGUUGGGAGGCAACCUCACAGCGCCUUGUGCCAUUCAGCCGGCAGGGCAGGCAGCGAGAAGCCAAGUGGAAGAGGUCUCCUCUGCAGGGCAGCAUGGCAGAAGAUCUACAGUUAGAGACCUGGGACCUGCAAUGUGAACAGAACAACCGGGAGCACAGGACCUCCGAAAUGGGCUCCCAGCGGCUCAUCGUACGCCGGGGACAGCCAUUCCAGAUCACGCUGCACUUCUCUGGGAGGGCAUACGAAGAGGGUGUGGACAAGCUCACCUUCACUGCGGAGACAGGACCUUGCCCCAUUGAGACAUCAGGGACCCGGUCUCCUUUCCCUCUCUCCUGCUCCCUGGAAGAGGCAGCGUGGAGUUCCGCCGUGGAGAAGCAGGACGGGCUCUCUCUCUCCAUCUCCGUCGCCUCCCCUCCGGAUGCCCGCAUCGGCCGAUACCGCCUGGUCGUGGAUGCCUCCACGCAACAUCAAGGCUCCAGCUUCCAUCUUGGGGAGUUUAUCCUGCUCUUCAAUUCCUGGUGCCCAGAGGACUCGACGUACCUGGAGAACGAAGAGGAACGCGUGGAAUAUGUGUUGACUCAGCAAGGCCUGAUCUACCAGGGGUCGAAGGACUACAUCUACCCCAUCCCAUGGAACUUUGGGCAGUUUGAAGAGGAGAUUUUGGACAUCUGCUUGCAGCUGCUUGACACCAACCCCAAGUUCCUCCUCAAUCAAGACAAGGACUGUUCUCGCCGCAACAGCCCAGUCUACAUCAGCAGGGUGGUGAGCGCCAUGGUCAACUGUAAUGACGACAGAGGCAUCCUCUUUGGACGCUGGGACAACUACUAUGAUGAUGGGGUGAGCCCUAUGACUUGGAGCGGGAGCGUGGACAUCCUUCGGAGGUGGCAGAAGUUUGGAUGCCAACCAGUUCGGUAUGGGCAAUGCUGGGUCUUUGCUGCAGUGGCCUGCACAGUGCUCCGAUGCCUGGGGAUCCCUUCCCGUGUGGUGACCAACUAUAACUCUGCCCACGACACGAACGGCAACUUGAUCAUAGAGCAGUAUUUGGACGAGAACGGGAAGCUGCAGCGGGGGAACCGAGAGCUCAUCUGGAACUAUCACUGCUGGGUGGAAUCUUGGAUGAGCCGUCCAGACCUUCCAAGCGGCUAUGACGGCUGGCAGGCCUUGGACCCAACUCCUCAGGAGAAAAGUGAGGGAGUCUACUGCUGUGGCCCUACUCCAGUGAAAGCCGUCAAGGAGGGGGAACUUGAUCAUAAGUAUGACGUGAAGUUCGUCUUUGCCGAGGUGAAUGCGGAGGUGGCCUACCUGAUGCUCCAGAGCGACAUGUCCCGAAAAAAGACCAUGCACCCCACCAUUGUGGGCAAGAAGAUCAGCACAAAGAGCGUGGGGAAAGACACCAAAGAUGACAUCACUCACAACUACAAACAUCAUGAAGAUUCAGAGGAAGAGAGGGCAGCGUUCGACAAGGCGAAGCAUGAGAAGACCCACACCCCGCCAGAGGAAGGCUUGUCACUCAGGAUCAAGGCUUCCGAGGGCAUGAACAACGGAUGCAACUUCGACGUCAUCGUCGUCAUCAACAACAAUACGCCCAAGGCGCGGCUGUGCCGGCUGAAGGUUUCCGCCUGCACCGUGAGCUACAACGGGGCGCUGGGCCCUGAGUGUGGAAGCAAAGACCUGCUCAAUGUCAACCUGGAGCCACGUGCAGAAAAGGAGGUUCCCCUGCGCAUUCUGUACGAGAAGUACGGGGGCUGCCUGACCCAGGACAACAUGAUCAGAGUGACAGCGGUGCUGCAGCAGUACGAGACCCAGGAGAUCCUGCUUGGGGUGAGAGACAUCCACGUCAAGAAUCCCGACAUCAAAAUCCGGGUCCUGGGGGAGCCCAUGCAGAAGCGCAAACUGGUGGCGGAGCUCACGCUGACCAACCCUCUCCCCACACCCCUGGCUGGCUGCGUCUUCACCAUGGAAGGGGCCGGACUCACCGGGGGACAGAAGACGCAGUGGCUCGAAAACCCCGUUGAGCCCAGGGGGGAAGCCAAAGUGAGGAUGGACUUCAUUCCUCAGCAGUCCGGCCUGCGGAAGCUGGUGGUGGAUUUUGAGAGCGACAAGCUGAAGGGGGUGAAGGGCUACCGAAACGUCAUCAUCGCCCCCCAGCCCAGAGGAAGCGCGCCUUGAUGCAAGAAGCCCUGGGCUCGGCCUGCGGCUACUCAGCCGGAUCAUCAAACAACUCCCGGAGCCCCUGAGAUGCAGGGGAGCCUUUUCCUACCUGCACCCCUAGCCGCACCCGCCUUCCCAAUGCUUCUUUUCCCCUGCCCACCAGAGACUGGCAACUUGGCACUGCCCCAUAGACAGGCCGAGCCCCCCCACCCCAGCUGGUUGGAGGGCUCUGACCCACAGGCACCCCAAACAUCCUAGACUUGACGAGGCUGCAGACAGGGGGCAUGUUGCAGUGCUCCACCCAUGGUGCACAAGCAGGAGCACCAGACCUUUGCAACGCUUCUGCUCUGCCUUCAGGGAGGUGGUCUGCCUGCCCCGCCAGAGGUCCCAGAUCCUGCACGCCCCCUUGUGGAGCCCUUUGAUCCUAUUAGGAGGUUUGCCCCCUCAUUUGGUCGCAUGUCGUGGAUGGGCCAUGACGUCAGGCCGAAGGGGAGUGGCUAUCUUAAGUAAUUCCUUCCUACGCCCCCCACCAUCAUUUCGGUCAUUGAAAUCCUCAAGAGAGGGACACAGACACCUCUUCCAUGGGGAGACACAUGUCGGCCCUCAGCUUCCCACUUCCUGAUGUCCUCCCAGAUGUCAGAAACAUUCAGAAUGGAAACAUCCGGUGCCUCCCGCUGGCAUGGCAGCCCAUGGGAAAGUGGGGUGGGGUGGGGUGGGGUGGGGUGGGGAGGGGAAGGUGGUCAGCCUUGCGCAUUUGGCUUUGCAAUCUCCCUCUUCCGUUUCCCCUGUGGAGCUUUGGCUACCACUGCACCCUCCUGACAUGAAAGAAAUGCCCCAUUGCUUCCGUGACUACAUAGUCCCUAAAGCACCCCUGACAGCUUAUUGUUUAGAGGUCCAAAUCCCUUCGCUCUUCAGGCCCUGCCUUUCCCCUGGACUAUGAAACUCCUGGCUUUGUCUGCUUGACCAUCUGUGGCUUUUCCAACGAGAAUUCGAGGGGUGAUUUCUCACAGCUGCUCAAUCCUCUUCUCAGACUGCUGCAGGGACCACGAAGCCCAUGAUUUUGGGUCUGUGGGAGGCUCCAGCAGACCACUUCCCCUCAAGCAAUCAGGUUAGGGCAGUGUUUCUCAACCUUGGCAACCUGAAGAUGUGUGGACUUCAACUCCCAGAAUUCCCCAGCCAGCCUAGCUGGCUGGGGAAUUCUGGGAGUUGAGGUCCACACAUCUUCAAGUUGCCAUCGUUGAAAAACACUAGGUUAGAAAGACUGCAAGAUCCCAAGGUUGAGGUUUUACACAUAGUCCUUGACUUACAACCAUUCAUUCAGUGACCAUUCGACGUUACGACAGUGCUGAAAAAGUAACUUGUGACUGGUCCUCGCACUUAUGACCAUCGCAGCAUCCCCCCGGUCAUGUGAUCAAAAUUCAGGCGGUUGGCCACUGGGAUGUAUUUACAACGGUUGCAGCAUCCUGGAGUCACGUGAUCGCCAUUUGCAACCUUCCCAGCCAGCUUCUGACAAGCAGUCAAUGGGGGAAGCCAGAUUCGCUUAACGACCACAUUAUUCACUUAACGACUGGUGAUUCGCUUAACGGCUGCAGCCAGAAAGGUUGUAAAAUCGGGUACUUAACAACCACCUCACUUAGCAAGGGAAGUUCCGGUCCCAAUUGUGGUCGUAAGUCAAGGACUACCUGUACAUGACUUCCACCCCGCUCCCUGGAAGGGGAAGGGAAAUUUCUCUGUUUUUUAUACACAUGUGUCUCCUGUGUGGUGUUUUGUUCCUUCAGCCCUUGGAAGGAACCUACCGCAGGUCAGGAACGGAGCAGAAGAGGAGGGGUGGGAGGCAGAAAAUCCAUCAACGGUGGCUGAAGAGGCCUAAACCUUCAUUAAACUGUCUACCAAAAAAGUAUUUUUAAAAGAAGCAACGGUGUUGCGUCGCCCGGCUGCUGCUCGGCCUCCUCCUUGAGUGCCGUUGGGGGGUUCCCUUCUCAAAAACACCCAACGUGGCAAGCAGAGGGUUCCGGGCAGAAAGCAAAGCCAGGGAGGCUGCAGGAGAAUUGCCUGCAAAGAGAGGCCAGCACUGAGUCGGUGGCUGGUCAGACUCCGCCUCCGCCACCUUCAGAGAUUUCCCCAAAGAACGACUCCUCUGGAAAUUGGAAAGGCAACGGGAAGAGGGGUAGAAAUGCAGGGAGGAAGGCUUGGUCUCCCUGCACACUCCCAAACCAUUUCUGCACAGGACCGGCCUUCACAGGGCGGUGCCAGCCACCUGCCCGAGGCUUUGGCGCUCCACCGCCCGAGGCGUGGCUUGCUGCGAAUCCCAGCUGCCUGGUGCUGUGCCUUUCCAGCUGCGUGACGGGUUCUAAGUCAGCCCAGCCAGUUUUUGUUCCCCUGUGGAGGAAAGCAGUUGGCAGCCGUUGAGCAACACACCCAAAGAUGGGCAAGGCAAGCACGAAUGAUGGAUGAACGAGCGGAGGAGGUGGGGAGCGGGGUCAGAGCAGAGCAGGACCGGCUGGGAAGGUCCAGACCAGCCUUGUCCAGAUGUGCUGGUCUAUGGUUCUUCAACACGGCUGGGUUGAGGGAGGACGAGUCUAGCCCAGGCCAUCUGGAGUGUGUCAAGUGGUGGAUGGCUGCACCUCUGUGUCUCACUGAGGGGGACUAGACGCUUCCAGGGAACAUGAUGUCUUCUCCCCCCUGGUUGCGGGUAGAGUCCAGCCACACACCUCCUGACCUGAACUCUGGUGCUCUUUGCAGACCCAGCUCAGCCAGCAGUUCUGCUCCAGAGGCCUCCCCCCAAUUCACUUGGCUGCUGCCCCAUUACUCCCUGCAGAGAACACCCUGGCAAAGCCAGCUUGAGAGUCUUUUUGAGUGUGUUGAUAGAGGCAAGAGACCAAGAUAGUUUAUAAGCCAUCAAAUGCUUCCUAAUCUGGAAAGAUGUUGCAGGUGUGUGUGUCUGUCUGUGUGUUGUGUUUACUUGCUUUGCAAUUCCUUGAGGGCUAAUCUUUGCAAAUUACUGAGAGCUGAAAGUCAUACAGAUGGGAAUUUACUAUGCAAUCACUCAAAUAAAGAGUUUAUUUUUCACCUUCCAA